CCGGAAGUGAGGACCUGUAGCUGCCAGAAGAGACAGCGCGUGAGACUCCGGUUUUUUUAGGCAGAUUCCCCAGCUUUCGCCGAGGUGGUCUGCGGAAAGGUGAGCUUGCGGACUUUCGUGGGGCCAGUGCCACGUAUUCGCUGCAGUCCGGAGGGAAGAAAUCAGCGUCGGAUAUAAGAACGAAUGCCAGAGAAAAACAAUUUAGAAGAUCAAGAUGUUGAUGAACUUUAGGAUAUUUACAGUGAAUCAUCACAAAAUAUCCAGUUUGCACAUGAAUAAUAUGUGCUGCUGUAAAAUAAUAGCAAGUUUAAAAAGAUUAAAGCCACAUAUACCUGUUGGAAGAAAUUAUGGUUCCUUACCAGGAUUAAUAGAAAAUGAUAUCAAAUCGCUUCGUUCCAUCAUCAAUCCUCCUAUAGCUAAAAUCCGUAAUAUUGGAAUUAUGGCUCAUAUAGAUGCCGGCAAAACUACCACUACUGAAAGAAUAUUAUACUAUUCUGGAUACACACGAUCACUAGGAGAUGUUGAUGAUGGAGACACGGUGACAGAUUUCAUGGCUCAAGAACGAGAAAGAGGCAUUACUAUUCAAUCAGCUGCUGUUACUUUUGAUUGGAAAGGGUAUAGAAUCAAUCUAAUUGAUACACCAGGUCAUGUUGACUUCACCUUGGAGGUUGAGCGCUGCCUAAGAGUUUUGGAUGGUGCAGUGGCUGUAUUUGAUGCCUCUGCUGGUGUAGAGGCCCAGACUCUCACUGUAUGGAGGCAAGCUGAUAAACACAAGAUACCUCGAAUCUGUUUUUUAAACAAGAUGGACAAAACUGGAGCAAGUUUUAACUACUCAGUUGAAACCAUCAGAGAGAAGUUGAAGGCAAAGCCUUUACUUUUACAGUUACCAGUUGGUGAAGCCAAAACUUUCAGAGGAGUAGUGGAUGUAGUAAGUAAAGAAAAACUUAUUUGGAAUCCCAAUUCAGAUGAUGGAAAAGACUUUGAGAGAAAACCCCUCUUGGAAAUGAACGAUCCUGAAUUACUGAAGAAGACAAUUGAAGCAAGGAAUACCUUAAUUGAACAAGUUGCAGAUUUGGAUGAUGAAUUUGCUGGCUUCGUUUUAGAAGAAUUUAGUGAAAAUUUUGAUUCACUACCAGCUGAAAAGCUACAGACUGCAAUACACAGAGUCACACUGGCUCAGACAGCAGUGCCUGUACUUUGUGGAAGUGCUCUGAAAAACAAGGGUGUACAGCCAUUAUUAGAUGCUAUUACUAUGUACUUGCCUUCACCUGAAGAGCGCAACUAUGAAUUUCUGCAGUGGUAUAAGGAUGACUUAUGUGCACUGGCAUUUAAAGUUCUCCAUGACAAGCAGCGAGGACCACUGGUUUUUAUGCGCAUUUACUCAGGCACAAUAAAACCCCAAUUGGCUAUCCAUAAUAUUAAUGGAAACUACACGGAGAGAAUAAGUCGUCUGCUUUUACCCUUUGCUGACCAACAUAUAGAAAUCCCUUCACUGACUGCUGGUAACAUUGCUUUGACUGUUGGACUUAAACGUACUGUCACUGGGGACACCAUUGUCUCAUCAAAAUCCAGUGCAUUAGCUGCAGCACGGCGAGCCAAGCGGAAAGGAGAAAAGGAUAGAAAAAACCGUGAAGUGGAGACACUUUUAUUGGCUGGAGUAGAGGUUCCAGAACCUGUUUUCUUCUGUACGAUAGAGCCCCCAUCAGUGGCCAAGCAGCCAGAUUUGGAUCAUGCAUUGAAAUGUCUUCAACGUGAAGAUCCCAGUUUGAAAGUGAGACUAGAUCCUGACUCUGGACAAACUGUUCUGUGUGGGAUGGGGGAGUUACAUAUUGAGAUUAUUCAUGACCGAAUCAAGAGGGAAUAUGGACUGGACACCUAUCUAGGGCCUCUCCAGGUGGCGUACCGAGAGACCAUCCUAAGUGCAGUUCGUGCCACAGAUACCUUAGAUAAAACUUUAGGAGACAAACGGCAUCUCGUGACUGUAGACCUGGAAGUAAAGCCAACUCAGUCAUCAUCUGUUACACCAGUGAUUGAGUAUGCUGAGGAUAUUAGUGAAGAUAUUUUGAAGACCUCCCAGGAGGCCAUUGAAAAUGGAAUUCACAUGGCAUGCCUUCAAGGCCCACUGCUCGGAUCCCCAAUUCAAGAUGUGACAGUUACUUUACAUUCACUGAUAACUCAUCCUGGUACUUCCACAACUAUGAUUUCUGCCUGUGUCUCAAGAUGUAUACAAAAGGCUCUAAAGAAAGCUGAUAAGCAAGUUUUAGAGCCUCUGAUGAACCUUGAGGUUACUGUAACUAGAGAGUACCUCAGCCCUGUCCUGGCAGAUCUGGCGCAAAGAAGAGGAAACAUCCGAGAAAUUCAGACUCGCCAGGAUAACAGAGUUGUCAUUGGAUUUGUUCCCUUAGCAGAAAUUAUGGGUUACUCAACUGUGCUUCGAACACUAACAUCAGGCUCAGCUACUUUUGCCUUAGAAUUAUCUACUUACCAAGCCAUGAAUCCUCAAGAUCAGCGUACACUGCUCAACCAGAGAAGUGGUUCAACCAAAGUGUUUUAG
This is a messenger RNA of Lepus europaeus (European hare), 2554 nucleotides long. RefSeq names its product GTP dependent ribosome recycling factor mitochondrial 2 (gene GFM2). The coding region runs from base 215 to 2554 and encodes 779 amino acids. The transcript has 21 exons. Gene Ontology annotation, cellular component: mitochondrion. Gene Ontology annotation, biological process: ribosome disassembly; mitochondrial translation. The record is from RefSeq and is a predicted model, not a curated record. Gene Ontology annotation, molecular function: translation elongation factor activity; GTPase activity; GTP binding. Lineage: Eukaryota; Metazoa; Chordata; Mammalia; Lagomorpha; Leporidae.